Molecule: messenger RNA, 1552 nt
Organism: Cyprinus carpio (common carp)
Lineage: Eukaryota; Metazoa; Chordata; Actinopteri; Cypriniformes; Cyprinidae
Biological process (GO): regulation of transcription by RNA polymerase II
Molecular function (GO): RNA polymerase II cis-regulatory region sequence-specific DNA binding; DNA-binding transcription factor activity
Source: RefSeq, a predicted model, not a curated record
GUUAAUUGCACAAGCGAUCUAAAUGAAUUCAAUGAUUUUCAAUAGUAACGUACAUCUUAAUGUUUUAUCUAACGUUAAUGUAAGAUAAAUGAUUUAUUUCAGAUUUACUUUAAUUCUGUUAAUUAUUCUCAUCUGAAACAUGACAGAUAUAAAGAUGUCCUUUAUUAAAGAGGAGCGUGAAGACAUGAAAACUGAUGAAACAUUCAGAGUCAAACAUGAAGAAAGUGAGGAACAAACAGACCUGAUGGUGCUGAAAGUGGGGAGUCAAGAACUGAAUGAAAUGAAAGAUUUCAAAACUGAAGAAAAAUCUUUCAGUUGCUCACAGACUGAAAAGACUUCAUCAAGAAAAAGAGCUCAAAAGAAAGCCAACACAAGUUAUUUCACCUGCUUUCACUGUGGAAAAAAAUUUGAUCAACAAGGAAACCUUAAUAUUCACAUAAGAAUUCACACUGGGGAGAAGCCCUACAUCUGCCAACAGUGUGGAAAAUGUUUCACUAAUAAAGGAACUCUCAAAAGCCACAUGAAUGUCCACACAGGCGAGAAGCCUUACACAUGCCCUCUGUGUGGAAACCAUUUCAGUCAACAAGGAAGCAUUAACAGGCACAUGAGAACUCACACAGGAGAGAAGCCUUACAGCUGCAAACUGUGUGGAAUAAGUUGCAGCAGAAAAGGCAACCUUAAAAUCCACAUGAGAAUUCACACUGGAGAAAACCCUUUCGCCUGCCAGGAAUGUGGAAUAAGUUUCACUCAAAAAGGAAGCCUUAAAAUCCACAUGAGAAUUCACACGGGAGAGAGUCCUUUUACAUGCCAAGAGUGUGGAAAAUGUUUUAUUAGAAAAGGAAGCCUUAAAAGCCACUUAAGAAUUCACAGUGGAGAGAAGCCUUACCCCUGCUCUCAAUGUGGAAGAAGAUUUACACAUAAACCUACCCUUAAUGCCCACAUGAGAACUCACACUGGAGAGAAGCCCUUUGUGUGUUUUCAGUGUGGAAAGAGUUUCCGAUACCAUUUAACCCUUAAUUACCAUUUGAGGACUCAUUCAAGAGAGAACGGUUUUAGAUGUCAGCAGUGUGGAAAGAGUUUCACAGACAAUAAUCACCUCCAGAAUCAUGUAAUAACUCACGUCGGAGAGAAGCAUUUCAUGUGCCAUCACUGUGGAAAAACUUGCAAAAAGAAAUCCUCUCUUGAGGUUCACUUACGAGUUCACACUGGAGAGAAACCUUUCACCUGCACUCAGUGUGGAAAGAGUUACAGAUUUAAAGGAAACCUUAAUAUUCAUAUGAGGCUUCACACUGGAGAGAAGCCUUUUACAAGUCUUCAGUGUGAGAAGAGUUUUACACAUCAAAGAGACUUGGAACUUAAUUUGCAAACCCAUUCUGCAAAGUAAUAAUUCUCUAGUGUGGUCAAAGGUUUAGAAAAAGGAGCAAUUUCAAAAUCAUAUGUAUUCAAUGUGGGGGAAAUUUUCAAAACCAUUUAAUAUGAUCAGUGCAAAAUAUAUACAAACCCGAUUCCAAAAAUGUUGGGACACUGUACAAAUUGUGAGUAAAAAAAGGAA